GGUCAUUUCUCUUCCUGGUGAUCCGGCCAGCAGGGGGGCAAACUCUUCAACUUCUCCCACAUGUUGAGAAAUCCUCUCUCUAAGUCAUCAGCUGGAGGUGUGAUUCAGUGAAACUUAAAACCAUCUGAGCGCAGAGAGGAGGACAGAAACUUUGGUGCACAGCUCUCCUCUGAGUGGAAUGGGAGUUGCAGAGUGAGCAGUCCGGGGCAGGUCCAUGCCAGAGUCCGGAGGUUUGUGUGGAUAUUUCUGGGAAAGCCUCCAGAGCUCAUUCCUGCCAAGGAGAACCUGGGAAGAAGCACAGCCGCGUUUUUUCUCCCUGUGCAGACUCAGCGAAGAGUCCCAGCGAGGAUCACACGGAGAACACUUCUUACAUUCUAUGCGUCCUUCCUCCUUCCUUUCCUCCUUCCUGCGCGCAGGAGAUCUCCCCACAGUGUUUGGGAAUAAACAAAGCCUGAGGAUUAAUUGGGAGGAAUGAAGUGAUUAGUGUUUUGACGUUCCUGUGAGAGGAUUUUGGAGAUGUGAAGAGGUCCAAACUUUACGCCGAAAGACUUGAUUCAUUCCUCCAGGGCUUUGAGGAAAUAUUCUCCAGAGUUCUGGAUGUUAGUUUAACAGAGAUGAGAGCCUCUGCUGCUUAUCUCCUGGGAUUAUUGGAAGUGUUGGUGAGAUGAAGUUUUGGAUAUAACUGUUUACGCACAAACAAACUCUGCUCUUCCUCGCGUGGCUGGUGGAAAAAGAGCAGACAGUGGAGUGGAUUUCUUCAGCAGAGGACAUGCUCUGAAACACUGGCUGUAUAUCCUGUGCACACUCUGCACACCUUCAUCUGGAUUUCAUUGAUUUUUAACCUCAAAUGCACUAAAAGACGCGCGUGGAUCUCGGCUCAGCCACUGGAUCUGUAUCCCCCCACCCCCCUCAGUGAGUGCUUCUUUAUUUGACAUCUCGACACCAUGCAGGGGGCUUUGGUUCUCAGUUUGGCUCUCAUAUAUCUGCUGACAUGGACUGGAGAGGCAGACAAACCGACUCAUCUGCAGCGCACGCAGCUGCACAGACGCAGCAGACAGGGGCGAGUCCAGCUGGGUUCAGCAGACAAGGAGCGCCUUGUUGGACGUCUGCGCCCCGGGUUCGGGUCUGCUAUCUCUGUGCACAGUGCCAAGAAGGAGGAGGAGGAGGAGGAUGUGCAAGCUGAUGGAGGUGCUUCUUCAGAGCUCAGGUCAGGGGCUGUGCAGGGCAGGAGAGCAGGAGGGCUCGUGCCAAGGAGAGGAGCAGCAGGGCAUGUCGGUUUGCCUCGACAGCAUGACAUUCAGCAGGAUGAGGGCACACCAGGAGCGCGCGCCAGGGUGACCCGGAUGCCCAACAGCGCAGGGUCACCUAACCUGCUGGCCAGUUUCGCGGGGAAGAACCGCGUCCUGGUGAUCUCUGCACCUCAUGACUCAGACGGGUACUACAGACUCAUGAUGUCUCUGCUCAAACCGGAUGUGUACUGCGAGCUGGCUGAGAGGCACGUGCACCAGAUCGUCAUGUUUCAUCAGGAGGGGGAGAUGGGGGGCAAGGUGAGGAGGAUCACAACGGAGGGGAAGGUGAUGGAGGAGCCUCUGGACACUGCUCUCAUCCCCAGACUCAUGAGCUUCCUCAAGAUGGAGAAAGGUAAGUUUGGGAUGGUGCUCCUGAAGAAGACCCUGCAGGUGGAGGAGAGGUACCCGUACCCUGUGAGGUUGGAGGCCAUGUACGAGGUGAUCGACCAGUCGCCCAUGAGGAGGAUAGAGAAGAUGAGACAGAAAGGCUUCGUCCAGAAGUGCAGAGCAGCAGGAGUGGAGGGCCAGGUGGAGGAGGGCACGCUCACAGCAGUAGAUUCUCCAGUAGUAAGAAAACCAGGGAAGAAGUUCUUCAGAAAACCAACAACCACUACAGCUGCCACGACAACUACUCGACAAACCACCACACCCCCCACCACCACCAUACCCCCGACAACCACAACCCGUCCCACCACCACAACCAGAGCCACCACGACCACGCCCAAACCAACCACCACCAAAGCAACCACAACAAAGGCCACAACCACAACAAAGGCGACAACCACCAUCAGACGGACCACAACCAAACGGCCCACAACGACCGUGAAGACCACUCUGAAACCCACCAGAGCCCAGACCACCGCCCUGUGGCUCCCCGCCCCCAGAACCACGCCGGAUCCUAACUACUACAACCGCAGAGAGAGGGAGCGGUACCCGGCGAAGACAACUCCUGCUGGAGACAACCGCACGGACAAGGACGGCAGAGACCCGUACGGACGAAAACUGGAACCUGUGACACAUAAACCUUCCAAGACCAGACCGACUAAGAGGAAGAACGGGGGAGAGAGGGUGUUGUCCAAUGAGUACGAGGACCGGUAUGAACCCAGCAAACCGACCGUCAGCGAUCCGGAGGAGACCGAGUCCUUCACCGACUCCAUCAGUCCCACCAAGAGGGUCAAAGGCAAACACGACAAACACGACAAGAAGAAGAAGAAGAGCGACAAGGCGGCCAAGAAGGCCGAGAGGAGGGGAGGAGGGAAAGCGGGGAAGAUCGGGGGAAAGAAAAACGGAAAGAAGCUGUCGAAGUACCCGGAGAAAGAGGACUACCCGAAGCCCACCAAGAAGCCGACCCCCCCUCCGAAAGGAUCUCUGGCCUCCUUCCUGGACUACUUUGAGAACCGGAGACGGCUGCUGCUGAUUACAUCCCCCAGCGAGGAGAACAGCAUGUAUGCUCAGCAGAGGGACGAGUACCUGGAGUCUGUGUGUGAAAUGGCCAUCAGGAAAGUCUCCAUCAUCACCAUCUUCGGCUCCCUGACCAACUCCACCAUGAAGAUCGACCACUACCAGCUGGAAAACGACAAACCCAUGAAAGGUCUUCGUCAGGAGGAUCUGGUGAACCAGGAUCUGAUCACAGAGCUGAGGAAAGAGUUCAGUAUGACCUACGAGGACUUCUACAUGGUCCUCACCGACACCGACAUGAGAGUCAAGCAAUCCUACGAGGUCCCCAUCGCCAUGAAGGCCGUGUUUGACUACGUCGACACCUUCUCGUCCCGCAUCCGGGAGAUGGAGCAGCAGAAGAGGGACGGGGUCGUCUGUAAGAAGGAGGACAAGCCCAGGUCGCUGGAGAACUUCCUCUCCAGAUUCAGAUGGAGACGCCGACUCUUCAUCAUCUCCGCCCCCAACGAUGAGGAGUGGGCCUAUCAGCAGCAGCUCUACGCCCUCACCAGCCAGGCCUGCAACCUCGGUCUGAGGCACAUCGCCAUCCUGAAGCUGGUCGGCACAGACGUAGUUGACAUGGGAGGAGUCCUGGAACUGUAUCCUAUUAAUGGGAGUGCUACCGUGGAGCGUGAGGGAAUGUCAGGCAUGCUGGUGAAGGACAUGAGGAACUACUUCCAGAUCAGCCCGGAGUACUUCUCCAUGCUGCUGGUGGGCAAAGAUGGAAACGUGAAGUCCUGGUACCCGUCGCCCAUGUGGUCCAUGGCGAUCAUCUACGACCUGGUGGACUCCAUGCAGCUGCGCAGACAGGAGAUGGCCAUCCAGCAGUCGCUUGGUAUGCGCUGCCCUGAGGACGAGUACGGAGGAUACGGCUACCAUCAGCACGGGUACGAACACGGCUAUCAGGACGGGUACCACCAAGGAUACGGCUACUAGCUCCUCCCUCUACACCGCAGCCUGUUCAUCGUGGCGCCUUCUUUCACCCUUACCCGUGUUAUUCUUUCCAGUCGGCUGAGCAAAUUGAGGUCCCUGAAUGUUUUGUAGCACUUAGUGAAAGGCUCCAAACUUUCACCUUUCCAUGUCUUUCAUUUUCAGCACACAGCGGCGAUAAAGAAGCAGAGACUGUUAGAGUAGAGGCGUGUAGAUGAGCCGGGAGGUUCAGGGAUCGGGUGUGCGCCUUUUUUUUAGUUCCUGUUUUCAGGCUUUGUCGUUUCUGACGCCACAGAGGAAAGAAGAGGAGUUAUGAGUGUCAUGUUUUUACACAGAGAGCUGAGUGUUUUUAAGAUGUUUCUCAUAUUAUAAUAAGAUAUUUCUGCACGGAUAGGACAUGAAAACUUCUCAUGUAAGAACAAGACUCUUAUCUUGCUUGAGGACAAAUUAUUUUACUUGUUGCAAAGUAGCAUGAGUGAACGAUGGUGGCUGAGGAGAUUAAGAGCAGGAUAUAAGAUGCAAAAUAGCAAAAUGGACACGAGGAAGAGGAAGUGCAGACAUCGGCUGAAACUGAUCAUUUCUGCACGCCAUUAAUCGGUCUCUCUAGAUUUGUUAUUACAUGAGAAGUGUUUCAUAAAUCCAGUCUCUAGCAAGAUAAAUAGUUGCAUUAACAACUUUCCUGUUAUAAAACUGUCCUUUAAUAAAGUGAGGAACAUCUUAAUUUAAAACAAACUCUUCCUGUUAAAGAAACUGAAUCAGUCCACUUCAGAGACCGAUCUGUCUGCAGGUUUUAAUGCACCGUCACGCCCCUGCAGGUUAAACUGACAUCUCCCCCGUUAGCAUCACAGACCUUUAUUUUGUAGAUAAGAAGCUGAAAGGAAACGUUUCUGUAUUUAUUGGACAUCUGUUGCAUUCGAGGUGCAGUUAUCAGUUAUUGUAUCAAAAGAAGCUGUCACGAUUUUUCUUGUUUGUAAAGUUUCUGUUGCUCUACGUUGUUCUUAUUUAUACUCUGUUGUGCUAUAUGACAAAUAAACAUUUGUUUACCACCAGUCUAACUGAUUUGUGUGCAGAGUGGAAUAAACUCCUGCAGGGCUUCAGUUUGCUCUGCAAGAAUCUAAAGCAACA
Molecule: messenger RNA, 4778 nt
Organism: Notolabrus celidotus (New Zealand spotty)
Lineage: Eukaryota; Metazoa; Chordata; Actinopteri; Labriformes; Labridae
Gene: ccdc80
Product: coiled-coil domain containing 80
Exons: 10
Coding region: 945-3659 (904 amino acids)
Source: RefSeq, a predicted model, not a curated record